AUGUCGACCCCGUCCAAGCGUCCCACGGCACUGCUCUGCCGCCUAUCCGCUGUAGGUGCGAGGGUGACGUCUGCGAGAACGGGAACGGGAACGCACACCCUCCUCCGUUGCCUCAAUUCUGCCUACCCCUUUAGGCCACCUCAACCACAUCUGCGCCGCGUCUCCCUCCGCGUCUAUCAAACGUCCAGCCCGGCCGCCUCUCCCUGUGAUCCUUACUUAACCCCCAGCGCCGCCCGUCUCCACCUCCGGUCUCCUACCCCUUCCUUUCCUCACCUCACAAACACCUUGACGGCUGCGAAGAACUCCUCCCCUUCAUUACCAGCAACUGUCAUCAUGUCCUCCACCACCACUGCCACCAAGACCGCCAACGCGCCUCAGUCUCGCAAAAGCCACGGUCAUCAUCACCACCACCACCACCACCACGGCCACGACAAUGUCUACCUGACCUCAGCCAACAAGAACGACGCCGGCGUGCGCAUCACCCGCAUCGGUCUCUACUCCAACCUGGGCAUGGCCUUUGCCAAGGGUGCAGGUGGCUACGCCUUUGGCUCCCAGGCUAUGAUCGCCGAUGCCUGGCACAGUCUUACUGACCUGGCAUCCGACGUCCUGACGCUGGCCACUGUUUCGUGGAGCUUGAAACCCCCGACCGACGCCUUUCCCACUGGUUUCGGCAAGAUUGAGAGUCUGGGAUCUCUAGGUGUCUCCAGCAUGCUUCUGGGCGGUGGUCUGUUCAUGUGCUGGAGCAGCUUGAUCACCCUCCACGCUCAUCUCUUCCUCGACCCUGCAGCUGCUGCAGAGGCCAUCGCACACGCCCACCACGGCCACAGCCACGGCCAUGGCCAUGGCCAUGCUACUCCGAGUUUGCACGCUGCUUGGUUGGCUCUUGGCACCAUCGCAAUCAAGGAGUGGUUGUACAGAGCUACCAUGAAAGUCGCCGUCGAACGAAAGUCCUCCGUCCUCGCCUCCAACGCCGUUCACCACCGUGUCGACAGCUGGACCGGCAUUGUCACACUGCUUGCUAUCCUGGGUGCAAACUUUUUCAAGGAUGCGACCUGGCUGGAUCCCGUUGGUGGCCUGAUGAUUUCUCUCCUCGUCAUCAAGGCCGGUGCUGAGAACACUUUGUCUUCUGUAUACGAAUUGGCCGACCGAGCCAUUGAUGACGAAGUCAAGGGAGACGUCCACAAAUACGUCCUCAGAAGUCUCUCCGACGUAACAGAUGGCCACGAGAUUGAUGUCCGCAACGUUUCUGGCGUCAAGUCUGGUCAGAACUACCUGGUGGACAUCGACUUGGCUGUGCCCGGAGCCUGGUCAGUCGAGGCUGUCCGAGAAGUGGAGGACCAAGUCCGUACUCUGGUCGGUGCCAAGGUCCGGGGUGUACGGAGGAUCAAAGUGCGCUUCGUCCCAAAGGAGACCGAGGUUGCGCGCAAGUUUGACGAGUUCAUCCCCGGAGAAGCCAACCGAGAGGCUAGCGAGGAGGCCGAGGACCACAGCCACACCAAUGGCAAUGGUCACAAGCACGAAUAA
Molecule: messenger RNA, 1524 nt
Organism: Colletotrichum orchidophilum
Lineage: Eukaryota; Fungi; Ascomycota; Sordariomycetes; Glomerellales; Glomerellaceae
Product: cation efflux family protein
Exons: 2
Coding region: 1-1524 (507 amino acids)
Biological process (GO): transmembrane transport; monoatomic cation transport
Cellular component (GO): membrane
Molecular function (GO): monoatomic cation transmembrane transporter activity
Source: RefSeq, a predicted model, not a curated record